Molecule: messenger RNA, 1504 nt
Organism: Aspergillus aculeatus ATCC 16872
Lineage: Eukaryota; Fungi; Ascomycota; Eurotiomycetes; Eurotiales; Aspergillaceae
Gene: cpcB
Product: 40S ribosomal protein RACK1
Exons: 4
Coding region: 88-1038 (316 amino acids)
Biological process (GO): positive regulation of protein phosphorylation; rescue of stalled cytosolic ribosome
Cellular component (GO): nucleus; cytosol
Molecular function (GO): protein kinase C binding; ribosome binding; translation regulator activity
Source: RefSeq, a predicted model, not a curated record
GUGCAUUUUUACUUCCCAGCCCAGAGUCAAGGACAAUUGCUCCGCCCGCGUUCAUCCCUCUCUCCUCAUCGUCACCCAGACUCCAACAUGGCUGAGCAACUGGUCCUCCGCGGCACCCUCGAGGGUCACAAUGGCUGGGUUACCUCCCUUGCCACCUCUCUGGAGAACCCCAACAUGCUGCUCUCCGCCAGUCGCGACAAGACCCUGAUCAUCUGGAACCUUACUCGCGAUGAGCAGGCCUACGGUUACCCCAAGCGCAGCCUUGAGGGCCACUCUCACAUCGUCUCUGACUGUGUGAUCUCCUCCGACGGUGCCUACGCUCUGUCCUCCUCCUGGGACAAGACCCUCCGCCUGUGGGAGCUCUCCACUGGUGAGACCACCCGCAAGUUUGUCGGCCACACCAACGACGUUCUCUCCGUCUCUUUCUCUGCCGACAACCGCCAGAUUGUCUCCGCUUCCCGUGACCGCUCCAUCAAGCUCUGGAACACCCUCGGUGACUGCAAGUUCACCAUCACCGACAAGGGUCACUCCGAGUGGGUUUCCUGCGUUCGCUUCAGCCCCAACCCCCAGAACCCCGUCAUCGUCUCCGCUGGUUGGGACAAGCUCGUCAAGGUUUGGGAGCUCGCUUCCUGCCGUCUCCAGACCGACCACAUCGGUCACACCGGUUACAUCAACACCGUUACCAUCUCCCCCGAUGGAUCCCUCUGCGCCUCCGGUGGCAAGGACGGUACCACCAUGCUCUGGGAUCUCAACGAGUCCAAGCACCUCUACUCCCUCCAGGCUGGUGACGAGAUCCACGCCCUCGUUUUCUCCCCCAACCGCUACUGGCUGUGCGCUGCUACCGCCAGCAGCAUCACCAUCUUCGACCUCGAGAAGAAGAGCAAGGUUGACGAGCUCAAGCCCGAGUUCAUCGAGAAGGGCAAGAAGAGCCGCGAGCCCGAGUGCAUCAGCUUGGCCUGGAGCGCUGAUGGCCAGACUCUGUUCGCUGGUUACACUGACAACAAGAUCCGUGCCUGGGGUGUCAUGUCGCGGGCAUAAAUGUGCUCAAACCCACCCUUAAAGCUUAAUUACUAGGAUUUUGGUCGGGGCGGAAAAGUGUGAGAGGAGAGAGAGAGAGAGAGACAAUAUCAACUUGAACUCUUGUUUGUUAUUUUUUUCUUUUUUUUUUUCCCAAGAUCAAAAAUAAAACAGGGCAGGCAUUGGUUUGGGAUGUAUGAGCCAUGAGCAAAUGAUAAAAAAGCACUCUGGGUUUUUCUUCCGCCUGGUGUUUCUAACUCAACACCCACUCACCCUAUUCCCACCGCCCCCCCAAUCUCCCCCCUCUAUACCCACCCCGUUCAUUUGGGCUUCUUUCCCCGGGUUAUCAUUUCUCUCUCUUCAGCAUGUCUAGCUCCUACUCGAUUCGUGGUCUUAAAAACGACGGAUUAUCUGGGGUAUCUUGUGAAGGAUGAGAGGUGGAUUGUUCGAAUACCAUUUAAAAGACGUUUAAAAACUUCUAUCUCUG